AUGACGAAGAAGAUCAAGAAGCUUGAGAAGGAGACCACGCUAUGGAGGACCAAAUGGGAGACCAACAACCAGACUCUACUGCAGAUGGCAGAAGAGAAAACGGUGCGAGACAAGAAUUACAAGGCCCUCCAAGGGAAACUGGAGCGUCUGGAGAAGCUUUGCAGGGCCCUCCAGAGAGAACGCAACGACCUGAACCUAAAACUGCAGGCCCUUCAGGACCCAGCGAAAGAUCCGGAGGAAGAAGGUACGGGGCCUCCUGACCCUCAGCCGCAGGUGCUUAACCCAGAGAUGGAGAGAGAGGUGGAGGGAGAGAUGGAGGGUUUGGUGCCUCAAACAGAGAAACUCAGGCUUCAGCCUGAGGAAGAGGGCACCAUAUCAUCCACACAACUCACUGACGAAUGAUCCUGGCCUUCUGGUGGCCUUUCUUUUCAUUUCUUUUUGUGGAGGUAUAUAUUUUUGUCUUAACUAUUAUCAUAAAAAAAAUUAGUGGGGAAAAAGCAGGACAUUAGUGAAGACGCUAACUACUCUAUACGUUGGUAAUCCGCUUUGUGAAAAGCACUUUUUACUCCCUGUUUUCUAUCACAUUGUAUUUUCGUAGGAAAUGAUCAUGUGGUCCAAGACGGCCGCCAUGCAGCUUUGUUUCGUACGUUUAUUUUCUUUUUCCUUCCCCCUGUUCUCUGCUCAGCUGUGCUGUGCUUGCACGCUUUUACGUUCCUCUUGCAUAAAAUGUAGCUCUUCGCUCUGACCUCUAGAAUCUGAAUAAAUCAUUUUGGAUGCGUAUAAUGUUAAAUAUUGCCAUUUUAAAAUAGUCAACAAGCCAGUCCAGCUCUAGAUGACCAGAUAACCUUGAGACUUGAGAAACGGGGCAUUAAUAACAGGGGGAGAUACAUUAACACACUCAACUACUCAUUGGCACUUUGAGUCUGAACCAAGACGGGUCCAUGACAAGUCACGCUUCUGUUGCUUUGAUUGAAAUGGACUUUAAAGGAAGAUACAUGUCUUCUAAAUAGGAGAGGGGUCAAGACUCCUCUCCGCCUGGGACUGGUUUUCUAAUGGGACUCUGAUUAAGGGCUAGUUUGACUUUGAAAAAGGCUGCUACAUUUCCAACAAUUAUGUGAAAUCCUAAGACAGGGUCGAAGAGUCUCGCUCCGCUGAAGUUUCAGAACUUUCUACGGGGAGGACUUUUUUUGUUGCAUGACAGACGAAGAGAAAGCAUCUUAACCAGCAGAAAAAAAAACUCCGCACUUAUAAUAAAAUUCCACAUGCAUUUAUAUUUCAUUAAAAUUCACUUCUCAAGCCCUUUUAUUUAAGAGACAGGGUAGUUGUUUUUGUUGAAUCUGGGUUUCCAAGCCAGUCAACCGUGGGAUUAGAUAACUGAAGCUGAUAAAACUGUAAAAUCAAUCUGCUUUUUUACCAAAAUCAUGUAAUUGACUGUCAUUAAAAAAAAAUUAUUUGAAUAUAUUUCCUAAUUUACUAUGAACUCUCCUUAAUAUUUUUUAAUAAGGAGGACAUAAAGUUUGCUAUUAGGGUGAGAUGACCUUUGUUUGAUAUGCUUUAUUGCCUUGAUGAUGCUGUUAAUUAGUCCUGAUGACCGCUUGUUUGUGUGUUUUUUCUCUUCUCUUCUUUAAAUGGUAUUUCACCCAAAUAUAUCGCUCCAUGUCGUUCCAAACCUGCGUGUCUUUUUUUCUUCUGUGGA
Sinocyclocheilus grahami is the source of this 1696-nucleotide messenger RNA. RefSeq names its product gamma-taxilin-like. The record is from RefSeq and is a predicted model, not a curated record. NCBI's taxonomy places the organism in Eukaryota, Metazoa, Chordata, Actinopteri, Cypriniformes, Cyprinidae. Bases 1 to 402 code for a protein of 133 amino acids. Gene Ontology annotation, molecular function: syntaxin binding. Gene Ontology annotation, biological process: regulation of cell cycle. The transcript is spliced from 2 exons.